UCAUUACUUUCCAAACUUAUAAACUUUGAAAUUUAGUUUUUUAUUUUAGUUUGUGACGAGAUACCGAGCAUUUCAUCUCAAUCUAUUUUUUUAAUCGUCAUCUGUGUAAAUGAUAUUCUGAAUCGAGAUUUAUUUAUUUUUUAAUGAGAAUUUCAUAUAAUUACUUGUAUCUAUGAUCUGACGGACAGAAACAGAGAAACUUGGGGAGGAAGAGGCUAAAUAGUACAGUAGUUCUUCCUAAUUUCUCCGCCUUAGUCUCAGGAACAGAUACAGCUAUAGUGCUUACUGUUCUAGCUACUAGAAUUUUGUCCUUUCUUACUUUUUAAACUGUUGUUUUAGCAUAUGACCCGUGCCUGUCAACUGUUUGCUAAUUUGCCAUUAGAAACUUAAUCAACUCUUUCAUUUGUUAUUUUCAUGUAUCAAAAUUUUUACCUUUUCGUUUUCCUAUUUUUGUUGAUAAUUUCUUCCUGUGAUCUUGUGGAAACUAAUUUGUUUAUGUCCUGUGAUCUGUGGAAAUCAUAGCAUCUAUCGUUUCCUUCCUUAUAUGAUUUCCAGAUAUGGCUCUUUUGCAGUCUUUUUCUGUUAUAUGCAAGAGGGAGAUUGAUAAGAUUUCUGUUAGAACUUUGAAGGAUAAGGGGGAAAUGUCACGAUUUCGUGGACUGUGUCAAGCUUCUUUAAAUGCAACAAAGAGAGCUCUUGCGUGGAAUGUUGAAGAUUUGAUGCCUCCUACUGAGAAAUGCAUUUUCAAAUUUAACUCAAAAGAAGAGCUUAAGAAGUGGCAUCUCUAUUCAGAUUCCGAGUAUGGAGGUACGUCUAUAGUUCACUUAGCCACACCAUCAAGGAAGCAAUUAAGAAAUCAUCUACCGGUAAAGAUAUUUUGCACCUGGAUGAAAUGGUUGUCCUCAGCUUCUCUGGAAAUACUGGAUGCUGGAAAUGGAGUAAAUGGGAUUUUCUCUGGAAAUCUUUCCCUGGAUGUAACUGAGGGUUCAAAGUGGAACAUUACUCGAAGUGGCUUCUGUGGAAUGCGGUCAAAGAAGUUUGAUGGCUUUAUCGAUUUGGAUGCAUACAACACUAUAGCUUUGAGGCUCAAAGGAGAUGGAAGAUGUUACAUAUCUACUAUUUAUACAGAGAACUGGGUAAAUUCACCAGGGCAACCUGAAGACAACUCAUGGCAAGCUUUUGUUUUUGUUCCCAAGGACAACUGGUAUAUUGCGAAGAUUCCUCUAGCUCGCUACCUGCCAACAUGGAGAGGGAAUGUCAUAGAUGCUAAGUUAGAGAUGAAUCCAUCUCGAGUUCUAGGGAUGUCUCUUUCGGUUAAUGCAGAAGGUGGUAUUCCAGGAGCUAAAUCUGGAGCAGGUGAUUUCAAAAUUGAAAUUGAUUGGAUCAAAGCUUUGAGAACACAAUGAGUGAUUAUACAGACUUAGGAGAUUGUGGAUGGGUUUUAUCAGAGCAUUGAGUUUUGAUCAUUGUAAACAGUUUCUUUUAGUUAUGAGGUAACCAAUAAAAAUAUUUGUGUGAUUUUACUUCUGGCAUAAACACUGGUCAGAAAACAUGUUUCUUACCCCACCAAUUUUGUUGGAUGUCCUAUGAAAAGAUAUGAUGCUCUUCCAGAUAA
This is a messenger RNA of Carica papaya (papaya), 1615 nucleotides long. Its product is annotated as putative complex I intermediate-associated protein 30. Lineage: Eukaryota; Viridiplantae; Streptophyta; Magnoliopsida; Brassicales; Caricaceae. Gene Ontology annotation, cellular component: mitochondrion. The record is from RefSeq and is a predicted model, not a curated record. Gene Ontology annotation, biological process: mitochondrial electron transport, NADH to ubiquinone; mitochondrial respiratory chain complex I assembly.